AGAAAAGCUCAUGGUCAACAACGGCGUCAUGCCCACGGUCGAUCCCGAUAUCGUUAGCGAGACUGGGGACUCUCUCGGCCGGAACGCCGAGGCGAAGAGGAGAAGAUUGAUUCAACCCAGCCUUCGCAAACCCGCGGCCAAGAUUACCGUACAAUCAGCAAGACCUCAUACGAAGUCACGGAUGCUAACUUGCCCGUCUGAGCAGAAGAAGAAGCAGACGAAGAAGGCGCCUCCCCGUGGCUCAAUCCGUCACUUCCCAUGCCGGCAGUGCGUCGCCCGCGCCAGCAAGGCUCCCGGCCAUGAGUGCGCCUCUCAAAAUAAUACGGGUGCUGCGUGCUGGGACUGCGCAAAGAACGGCCACACAUGCAGGCCAGUUCCUGAUGCGGCUCUUGCUGCCGUGCGUGCCUUUUGGGACCUGAACCGCCGGCUCAGCGGCGCGGAUGAAGAACCGGACGACGCAUGGCGUGCUGCUGCACAGCGGGCAGCACAACAACUACGAGCUUGCGGCAGCGGUGCGGUCCCUCCUGCUACUCCACGACCAGCUCCUGCCUUGGCUUCGUUUGGCGAAGUAGCUGAGAGGAGCUUUAAGGAGAGAAGCUUAUAGCGCUGGAGGUCAUCGCUGAAGCUGCACGUCUAUGGAUUCAGCUCAAUCAACCAGACGAAGAAGAGGAAGAUGAGGAAGAGGACUAGGGAAAUAAGGGAAAUUGAGCAGUGCGGCUUCAAAUCCGACUACCGCAUGAGGCGGCACCUUGCUUUGAAGAAGUGUAAACGCAAUAUGCUGGUUCGCUGCGGAGUAGCGGCUAUCAUACCAUUUUCCGUGAUGUGCCC
Microdochium trichocladiopsis is the source of this 828-nucleotide messenger RNA. RefSeq lists its product as uncharacterized. The transcript is spliced from 4 exons. The record is from RefSeq and is a predicted model, not a curated record. NCBI's taxonomy places the organism in Eukaryota, Fungi, Ascomycota, Sordariomycetes, Xylariales, Microdochiaceae. Bases 11 to 604 code for a protein of 197 amino acids.